AAAAAUCAGUUGGGGUAAGUCUCAUUAAAAGCCGGCAAAAUAUUCCGAGAUUUCUUGAAAAAAUUAUUUUAUAACCCAACUGACGCCAAACGGAAGAUCUCUGUCUCUGUGUAUAAUAGACAAUGCGUUUGGCAAUAUUUUUAUUAAUAUUUUGCAUAUGCGAAUAUGCUCUUGGAGUAGAUCCAACAAAUUUUAAAACAUGUGAACAGAGCAGUUUUUGCAGGCGAAGCCGCAAAAUACAACCAGGCAAUUCUAAAUUUGCCUUGGUGCCUGGCUCCAUGAACACCUAUUCUAACUCAAUAACUGCCGAUUUAAUCAAUAAAGACACUCAUCAUUUGUAUGUUUUAAAAUUAGAAGCUUUAGUGAAUAACAAAUUCCGUCUUUUGAUUGAUGAAAAAACACCACUGAAACCCAGAUAUAAAGUUGAACAUGUUCUAAUUGGAGAACCUCAGUCUGAAACUCUAACUGUUGUCAAAGAAGAUAAAUCCGAAAUAGUUUUACAAUCGGGUUCCAAUAAGGCUGUUCUAUUUGCUGAUCCCUUCCGCGUAGAUUUCUAUGAAAAUGAAGUCUUGGUUGUGUCCGCAAAUGCCAAAGGUUUAAUGAAUUUCGAACAUCUUCGCCCCAAACCACAAAAAAAUUCUGAUGGCAAUCCACCUGAAGAGGAGGGUGGUGAGGCAGCCAAUGCUAUUCCCCAAACGCCCGAAGAUAGUGAUCCAGGAGCCUGGGAAGAAAACUUUAAAUCGCAUCAUGACUCCAAGCCUUAUGGACCUGAGGCAAUUGCUUUGGAUUUCUCUUUUCCUGAAGCCGAGGUACUCUUUGGUAUACCCGAACAUGCUGAUUCUUUCAUUUUGAAAUCGACUUCCGGUUCGGAUCCUUACCGUUUAUACAAUUUGGAUGUCUUCGAGUAUAUUAUUGAUAGUAAGAUGGCUUUGUAUGGUUCCAUACCGGUGCUGUAUGGUCAUGGGCCAAAACGCACUGCCGGUGUCUAUUGGCAAAAUGCUGCUGAGACCUGGGUUGACAUCUAUUUGACUGAACAAAAUGUUGUCUCCUCUAUAGUGAAAUUAGUUUCUGGCUCAAAUAAAGUCGAUCCCCCAGCUGCCCAUUUCAUGUCAGAAUCUGGCAUCAUAGAUGCUUUCAUUUUGCUGGGUCCCAAACCCAUGGACACCUUCAAGCAAUAUACCGCACUUACCGGCGUGGCACCUUUGCCUCAAAUGUUUGCCCUGGCCUAUCAUCAGUGCCGUUGGAAUUAUAAUGAUGCCAAAGAUGUGGAGACUGUAUCGGCCAAUUUCGAUCAUUAUGACAUUCCCAUGGAUAUUAUGUGGUUGGACAUUGAAUACACCGAUGGCAAAAAAUAUUUCACCUGGGAUCAAUUCAAAUUUCCCGAACCCUUGAGCAUGAUUAAGAACUUAACGGAUCUAGGUCGCCACCUGGUCAUUAUUAUUGAUCCUCAUAUUAAACGUGAUGGUGGUUAUUUCUUCCACAACGAUUGCACUGAAAACGGCUAUUAUGUUAAGACACGUGACGGCAAGGACUAUGAAGGUUGGUGCUGGCCUGGUUCAGCCAGUUAUCCAGAUUUCUUCCGUCAAGAUGUCAGAGACUACUAUGCAAAUCAAUAUCUGUUGUCUAACUUUAAGACUGUCACCAAUGAUGUCAUGUUUUGGAAUGAUAUGAAUGAGCCUUCGGUGUUCAAUGGACCUGAGGUUACUAUGCCCAAGGAUAUGGUACAUUAUGGUGACUGGGAGCACAGAGAUGUGCAUAAUUUGUAUGGCCAUAUGCAUAUUAUGGGCACAUUUGAGGGCAUACUAAGACGCGAUCCCAAACAGAGACCUUUCAUUCUGACUAGGGCCCACUUUUCGGGAUCUCAGCGUUAUGCUGCCAUCUGGACUGGCGACAACAUGGCUGAUUGGGGCCAUCUACAACAUUCCAUUAAAAUGUGUCUCUCUGAAGCAGUGGCUGGUUUCUCCUUCUGUGGUGCCGAUGUUGGUGGUUUCUUUGGCAAUCCCGAUGCUGAAUUAUUCGAGAGAUGGUAUCAGACUGGUGCUUUUCUGCCAUUCUUCCGUUCUCAUGCUCACAUCGAUACGAAGAGACGUGAACCUUGGCUGUAUCCUGAGAAAACUCGUUUGGUCAUACGUGAUGCCAUACGCAAGAGAUAUUCGUAUUUGCCUUUAUGGUACACCAUGUUCUAUGAGCAUGAGAUGGAUGGUAGUCCUGUUAUACGUCCCUUGCUUACCCACUAUCCCAAGGAUAAAGAAGGUUAUGCCAUCGAUAAUCAGCUAUUGUUGCAAGAUCGUAUUUUGGUAAGACCUGUUAUGCAACAGGGCGUCAGUAAAGUGGAUGUAUAUUUCCCUGCUCUGGAUGAGAAACGAACAGUUGGUGAUUUGUGGUAUGAUGUGGAUACAUUCCAGAAAUAUGAUCGUGUUGGAAGGGAGACCAUACAAGUCAAUGAUUAUAAGAUUCCUGUUUAUCAACGUGGUGGCUCUAUUGUACCCAAAAAGGAACGCAUUCGCCGUGCUUCAACCCUCAUGAAGAAUGAUCCAUACACUUUGAUUGUUUGUCUCGAUCGUAAGGGCAAAGCGGAAGGCACCCUAUACCUGGACGAUGAGAAAUCUUACGAUUAUCGUCAAGGCAAAUUCAUCCAUGUCAACUAUAGCUUCGAUGGCGGUAAGCUGACGAAUAAUUUCAUCAAACCUCCCAACUAUGAAACCAAAGCAUGGAUCGAACGCAUUGUUAUUGCUGGCCUGGAUCGCCAGCCAAAAUCGGCCACAAUUACCAUUAAUGGAGUCACUGACAAAUUGGAUGUCUCACCAUUCGAAAAGGCCUUUGUUAUACGCAAACCGGGUGUGGGGAUUUCUAAAGAUUUUGAAAUUAAACUCAACUAUUAGGUGGAUUUGAAAAAAAAAAAAAUAAAUUUUGUAGAAUAUAGUUGAUUGUACGCAUAAAUGCAGCUUGUUUUAAACAGGAAAGUUGGGAGAGAUGAUUACAUAUAUAAAGGUGAUGCCCGCUUAAUACCGAGACAUUUAUUAUUUCUAUAAAAUUUCCUCCUAUUUUAGACAUUUGUAUUAGGAUUUUUUUUUAUUUGUAACAAUCAAACAUGUAUUUGUGAUGUUUCGUUUUUAAUUUUAUUCUAAAUGAUUUGGAAUGUACGAAAAUAAAUCGUUUAAAUACUCCAACACA
This is a messenger RNA of Stomoxys calcitrans (stable fly), 3174 nucleotides long. It is a transcript of the gene GCS2alpha, whose product is annotated as neutral alpha-glucosidase AB. The record is from RefSeq and is a predicted model, not a curated record. Bases 123 to 2882 code for a protein of 919 amino acids. Gene Ontology annotation, molecular function: alpha-glucosidase activity; carbohydrate binding. The transcript is spliced from 7 exons. Lineage: Eukaryota; Metazoa; Arthropoda; Insecta; Diptera; Muscidae. Gene Ontology annotation, biological process: carbohydrate metabolic process; N-glycan processing.